AUGGCUACAACUGAGUCUGAUACAACAAGUGUGGAAUUGAAAAGUAGCUCAACUACAAACAUGGUUACAACUCAGUCUGACACCACAAGUGUGGAUAUUACAAGUGAUAUUACAAGUGGUGGUCAAACUACAAACAGUGCUACAAUUCAGUCUUACACCACAAGUGUGGAUUUAACAAGUGGUGCUUCACCUACAAGCAUUGCUACCACUCAAACUGAUAAAACAAGUAGCGGUAUAACUACAGAAGUGGCUACAACCCAGUCUGAUACAACAAGUGUGGAAUUAACAAGUAGCUCAACUACAAACAUGGUUACAACUCAUUUUGACACCACAGGUGUGGAUAUUACAAGUGGUGGUCAAACUACAAACAGUGCUACUAUUCAGUCUUACACCACAAGUGUGGAUUUAACAAGUGGUGCUUCACCUACAAGCAUUGCUACCACUCAAACUGAUAAAACAAGUAGUGGUAUAACUACAGAAAUGGCUACAACUCAGUCUGAUACAACAAGUGUGGAAUUAACAAAUAGCUCAACUACAAGCAUGGUUACAACUCAGUCUGACACCACAAGUGUGGAUAUUACAAGUGGUGGUCAAAGUACAAAUAUUGCUACAUCUCAGCCUGACACAAUAGGUAUGCUUACUAAUCAGUCAGAAACAACAAGUUUAGAAUUAGCUACAAGUAGACCAACUGCAAACAUGGGUACAACUCAGUCAGAUACAACAA
This is a messenger RNA of Anneissia japonica, 724 nucleotides long. Its product is annotated as bypass of stop codon protein 1-like. The record is from RefSeq and is a predicted model, not a curated record. The annotation marks the transcript as partial. NCBI's taxonomy places the organism in Eukaryota, Metazoa, Echinodermata, Crinoidea, Comatulida, Comatulidae. The transcript has a single exon.